This is a messenger RNA of Aspergillus nomiae NRRL 13137, 780 nucleotides long. Its product is annotated as SDR family NAD(P)-dependent oxidoreductase. The record is from RefSeq and is a predicted model, not a curated record. The transcript is spliced from 6 exons. NCBI's taxonomy places the organism in Eukaryota, Fungi, Ascomycota, Eurotiomycetes, Eurotiales, Aspergillaceae. The coding region runs from base 1 to 780 and encodes 259 amino acids.
AUGGCUUGCAAAGUUACGGGAACUGCUUUCAUCACCGGCGCUGCCUCCGGAAUUGGUAAAGCAUCGGCACUGAAAUUUGCCGAGCACGGCAUCACUGCUUUGGCCCUGCUGGAUGUCAACCAGGCUCAGCUGGAGGCCACCCGCGAUGAGCUCCACAAAUCCUUCCCCCAUGUCGAAACCGAGAUCCUGCAGGUCGAUGUCACCAGUGAGGCCUCGGUCGACCAAGCGAUCCAGAAGACAGUGUCUCGGUUCGGCCGCAUUGACAUUGCCGUGAACUCCGCAGGGAUCAGUGGGAUUCCCACAAAGACGCAUGAGCUAAGCCUGUCUGCGUGGCAAAAGGUCAUUGACAUCAAUCAGACAGGGCUGUGGCUGUGUCAGAGGGGAGUCAUCCGGCAGAUGUUAACACAAGAAUCGCGAGGCGUCCGUCAAGGUCGCGGAGUAAUCAUCAACCUGUCGUCGAUGUUUGGCAUUGCUGCUCCUCCGGCAGAGUUUGCAAUCAUCCCAUACACUGCUGCCAAACAUGCAAUGUCCAAACUGGACGCCAAAACGUACGGCAAGGAAGGAAUCCGUAUCAACGCCAUUUGUCCUGGAUAUGUGGAUACGCCUAUCAUCCACGCGGCGAUUGAAAGCGGCGCAAUGAAGAGCGAGUUCGAGAACACUCCUUUGGGUCGUCCGGCCGAGGCGGACGAGAUUGCGGACUCCAUCCUGUAUCUUGCUUCGCCGAUGAGCAGCUAUGUGUGUGGUGCUGCGCUGGUGGUGGAUGGCGGAUACACUAUUUAA